Molecule: messenger RNA, 2068 nt
Organism: Syzygium oleosum
Lineage: Eukaryota; Viridiplantae; Streptophyta; Magnoliopsida; Myrtales; Myrtaceae
Product: FCS-Like Zinc finger 8-like
Exons: 2
Coding region: 244-1140 (298 amino acids)
Source: RefSeq, a predicted model, not a curated record
UGGCCUCUUUGAGUGUCCUAUUGAUAUCCCCCCUCUCGUCCUUCAUUCUCUGACACUUAGCUUCAAAAAGAAAAAAAAGCCACGAACUUUCUGCAAUUUGGUGGAGCAUAAAGGCGAUCCUGCUUGUGCCCAUUUGAAUUCACGGCUGUUCUUGCCUGAAAUCUACAAAUCUUUUCAGAUUGAGCUGUUGUUGGGGCCGUAUACAUAGAGAGAGCAGAUUUUUCUCAGAGAGAAGCUUUUUUAAUGGCGGAACUUAGUUCUUUCUCUUUACCAUCUCCCAGAAAUAAUUACAAGAAAGUCACCGGAUCAUCUUUUUUCAGCUUGCCAAGGCUAUGCACUAGCUUCACUGUGAAGGGGUUCUCUGAAACCGACACUGCGAUUAGUCCCACUUCAGUUCUUGACACCAAACCAUUCUCAUUCUCGACCAUCAGAAACUCCUUCUGGUCUGAUAACACCAGCACUUCGUCUUCUUCACCCAGAAACACAGACACAGAGCACAAGCGCUCUUACUGGGAAAAGAAGAAGAUAGAAUCAGUAGGAAUUGGCCUGGGCAUUGUUGACGCUCUGAAAGACGAGAGCUUUGACCCGAAGCAAACUAAACCCGAGACCCGGCCUGUCGUCAUCUUCGGAUCGAAGCUCAAGAUCCAAGUCCCUUCCCUGCCGUUCUCUGUCCCUCCCAACCCCGAGUCGGCGAGCCCAAGGUCUCCACCCAAUUUUGGGAUCAAAUCGAGGAAUUCCCAGCUGGGUUUUGCAUCACCGCGCAUUUCGCGGUCCCCAGAUACGAAAUCCCGUUCCGGGUCAUCCUCCAAUUCGCGUGGCCUGGGUGUGCCCGGCUCGCCCCAGAUUUUAAGUGCCAGUGAGAUGGAGCUCUCGGAGGACUACACUUGCGUGAUCUCCCAUGGCCCGAACCCGAAGACAACGCAUUGCAUUGUCGAGAGCUGCUGUGGUGUUUUUGGGGUUGCCUCUGAUUUGAAGGAGAAUGGAUUUUUGAGUGAUGAGCAGAGUAGUGGUUCUUUGUCACAGAGUUUUCUUAGCUUCUGUUGCACCUGCAAGAAGAAUCUUGGGCAGGGAAGUGACAUUUAUAUGUACAGGCUAGUUCAAACUUUCAAGUUCUGCAAUUUUGUUGGGACAUCAUUUUGAGUGAUUUUUGAGUGUGAUCUAUUGAAUUUGAGCACUUUUUGGACACUUUUGGGAUGAAUGUGGAAAGAGAGCAUGUGUAACUGAGAAUCCCUUUCCAAAUAUGGUAACCAAGUUUACUUCAUGUAGCUUCUAUAAUUGAAAAUUUUUGUGAUUCUGAAACCUUUUUAAUAAGAAAAUAAAGUUUCCUGCCACAUGAAUUUGAAUUUUCCCUAAUCCUGUCAUACAAGAAGAAGCUGAGACUUUCAAUUGCAACUUUGAUCACUGCAGUUCUAUUAGAUUCACCUCUGGUAGGAAGAUGGACCAAUAGAUACAAGUUCAUGUUGUGAUUCUAGCUCUAUUUUAUUGUUUUUUUUUUUUUUAUCAUAAGAUGGUUUACUCAAUACCUAGGAUUUCAUAUCACUUUGCUCUGGUACCUCAUUCUGGUCACAAUUAUUUGUAUAGAGUGAUUCGAUGAACCAAAAAAAGGCACAUCAAUUCGUUUGCACCAUUUAUCUCCGAAUCUUUUAGCUCAUACAGAUUGGCAUUUUCACCAUUUUCAGGAGAGAGAAAGCUUUCUGUAGUGAAGAGUGCCGGUACCAGGAGAUUCUCUUGAAAGAGGGGAUGGGAAAAUCAGAAUCAGAUGAAUAUGGCUUUUCUUGAUAUUGAGUGAUAAUCACCUUGCUUCAAAACAGAGCCUAGAAGAAACCAGCUUCACAAGGAUAGAUUAAUCAUUCUUAACAUAAAUCUUUAGAGGCAGAGAGAGAGAGAGAGAGACUGAACUUUCUAUUGUAUUGAAUGGGUUGAAGCUUGAUAUUCUAGCCUUCGGGGCUGUUUCUGCUACUGCUGCUUCUCUUGGCAAUCUUUUUUGCUUUCAUUUCCCAUUUUUCUCUACUCAUAAUUUUUCUUGUACAAUUGAUUUCCAUGAAGUGAUGAUUUAGGAGAUUUCUAA